Molecule: messenger RNA, 1801 nt
Organism: Cucumis melo (muskmelon)
Lineage: Eukaryota; Viridiplantae; Streptophyta; Magnoliopsida; Cucurbitales; Cucurbitaceae
Product: pentatricopeptide repeat-containing protein At2g42920, chloroplastic
Exons: 1
Coding region: 35-1687 (550 amino acids)
Biological process (GO): RNA modification
Molecular function (GO): RNA binding; protein binding
Source: RefSeq, a predicted model, not a curated record
GAAAAAACUGAAACCGGAGAAUCGGAAGUGAAACAUGUUAGCAAGUUUUUGUGGGCUCCCUUCACUUUCACCAAUAUCAACAUCAAAAUUGAUCAUUUCCAACCAACCUUACCUUUCAAUGGUGGAUAAGUAUUGCACCACCAUGAGAGACCUGCAACAAUUUCAUGCCCACCUGAUAAAAUCCGGUCAGGCCAUUGACUCUUUUGCUGCUAGCCGAAUUUUAGCCUUUUGUGCCUCUCCGUUGGGUAAUAUGGAUUACGCAUAUUUGGUAUUUCUGCAAAUGCAAAACCCUAAUCUCUUUUCUUGGAAUACAGUAAUAAGAGGCUUCUCUCAAAGCUCAAACCCUCAAAUUGCUCUCUCUCUUUUCAUCGACAUGUUGGUUUCAUCACAAGUAGAACCACAGAGAUUGACUUACCCAUCAAUUUUCAAAGCUUACUCUCAACUUGGACUUGCCUAUGAUGGAGCUCAGCUUCACGGGAGGAUAAUAAAAUUAGGCCUUCAGUUUGACCCUUUUAUCAGAAACACAAUUUUGUACAUGUAUGCUACUGGUGGGUUUUUGAGUGAAGCACGUCGAAUAUUUAACCAAGAAAUGGAAUUUGAUGUCGUUUCCUGGAAUUCCAUGAUUCUAGGUUUGGCUAAAUGUGGGGAAAUUGAUGAGUCGAGGAAGCUAUUCGAUAAAAUGCCUGUUAAAAACUCAAUUUCUUGGAAUUCUAUGAUUGGAGGGUAUGUUAGAAAUGGUAUGUUCAAAGAAGCUCUAAAGCUGUUUAUCAAAAUGCAAGAAGAGAGAAUCCAGCCUAGUGAGUUUACUAUGGUGAGUUUGUUAAAUGCUUCAGCUCAAAUUGGAGCCCUCAGACAAGGGGAAUGGAUUCACGAAUACAUAAAGAAGAACAAUCUACAGUUGAAUGCCAUUGUUGUUACAGCAAUCAUAGAUAUGUACUGCAAAUGUGGUAGCAUAGGGAAUGCCCUCCAAGUGUUUGAGAAAAUACCCAACAGAGGAUUAUCCAGUUGGAACUCAAUGAUCUUUGGCCUGGCUGUGAAUGGCUGUGAAAAGGAAGCAAUUUUGCUAUUCAAAAUGCUGGAAUCUUCAAGUCUUAAACCAGAUUCUAUUAGCUUUAUGGCUGUAUUAACAGCUUGUAAUCACGGUGCAAUGGUGGAUGAAGGCAUGAGAUUUUUCUCACGGAUGAAAAACACAUAUAGAAUUGAACCAUCAAUAAAACACUACAAUUUAAUGGUGGACAUGAUCAGCCGAGCUGGGUUUCUUGAAGAAGCAGAGCAGUUCAUAAAAACCAUGCCGAUGGAGGGAGAUGCAAUUAUAUGGGGGUGUUUGCUUUCAGCUUGUAGAAUCUAUGGGAACACAGAAAUGGCAAAGAGAGCAGCAGAGAAAGUUAAUGAAUUGGAUCCAGAAGAAACCAUGGGUUAUGUUCUAAUGGCGAAUAUCCAUGCUUGGAGGAAUAACUUUGUGGGAGCAAUGGAGAAAAGGGUUGCGAUGAGGAUGAAGAAGGUGGAGAAAGAACCUGGGGGCAGUUUGAUUGAAGUUGAUGAUGAAGUUCAUGAGUUCAUAGCUGCUGGUGGGAGGUUGCAUCGUAAAGCUCAAGAGAUCUACCUUGUAUUGGAUCAAUUGGGAGUAAUGCUACAAGAUAAAGGAGCUUUUGGAGAGGAAUUUGAAAUCAAUGAGUGUGGAGAUUAAUGUUUAAGACCUAAAUGACACUAUGAAAAUGUUCCUAACGUCUUCAUUUUGCAUAUAAACCCAUACAAAAGUUACUUUAAAUUUUGAAAGGAAAAAAAAAUUGAACUUUUGUCC